UCAAAUAUUUGAGGGUUAUGUUUCGGUUAGGAGUGUGUGAACUUUAUUUGAAAAAACGUACUAAUAUUUAUUACUCUAUUAGUACUUUUUCAUUCAACAGAAAUAAUGGAAGAUAAAUUGAAAAGAGUCCUUACAAGGAUUGUAGAUAAAACUUACUCCUUCUCUGAUGAUAGCAUUUUGGCACAGCUUCAAAAGCAUCUGGCGGACCACGUUCAUUCUGAGGAAUUCUCACAUUGGAAAGAUGGCAUCCUUCUUCCUUGGUGUUUGAAGGUGAUAUUGCAAUGGGAAUCUAUGGAGAAGAACAUACAACUAUUUAUCAUUCAAGUUGUAAAAGUGUUGACGAAUAAUCAAAAAGACAUUAGUAAAGUUUUGAACUCCGAAUUAUUGGAUAGGAUCAAUGAUUUGGUGAAAACAGAGCAAAAUGACCUUUCUCUUAUGUUAUGUUAUACUGAACUCAUGACAAAUGUUGUCAAACAUAUUGAUGGAGUUUAUUGGUUCAUGGAUUCAGAUUCCUUCAAGCUAAUAAUAUCGGAAAAACGUUUGAAUAAGAGUCUAUACUUCAGUGCUCAAGAAAAACAAUUACUCGUGAUUGCCAUAACUGUGCUGCAUAGGAAUGACAGUGAAAAGUGUUUUCAACUAAUGGAUCGGAUAAUGGAACCAUUAGGUCUACAGAGAUCCAAAUCGAGUACUCCUGGAAUGGCAGAGUUAUUCAAGGAAGCCGAAAAAUAUUUCUUAACGAAAAAUCGAACAAAUCCUUUCAGUGUAGCUCAAGGAAGAGCUAAAAUAAAGAGCGUAUCGACUCUAAGUCUGUUGAGCUCUCUAGUAGAUACGGAAUCUUCUGAACUUGAUUUAUGCAAAUUACUUGCUGAAUAUAAUUUUGAAGCAUGGAUAUGGAGAAUGGCAUUCAGUAAUGCUACAAGUCACGAUAAUAUCAGCAGUUUCGUUUCUCUAAUAAUACGCUUUAGAUUUUCUGAUCUGUCAAACUUAUCUUUGGAAAAAGUGGAUGAGAUCCUGUUAACGAUCAGCUAUCUUCACCGCCUAGUCUUUUUGAAUGAGAGACAUGGUCUUGCAUUUGAGAUAAUGUUGCAAUGUAUGCAGCUGAGCAAUAGCAGAAAAUGGCAGGACUCUUCCAUGGAAUCCCAGUUGAAUUCAAACAUAUUCCACUUUCUUUUAAUACCAUUACAACCGUUUUUAAAUAGAUACAUGCAAAAAUAUUCAAUGUCCAUUACUUUGAGUACACGAACUGUGAUAUCGGAAUAUCCAGAGAUUUUUUCGAAGCUUCAUAAAGAGGAAAAGGUUGAGGUAAUACGUUCAACCUGCAAGAUCAUCAGCAGAAUGCACAAACACAUUGAUCAGGAGAAAAUAUAUAUUCUUGUCGGAAUAUUCACCGCUAUAUUGGAAACAUUCCAGAAAAUGCUCUGCAAUGAUCCAGAAAAUGAAUCAAUGGCUGUUGAUUGUCAAGGUUCUUGUGUAAUAUACCUGUUUGGUAUCUUACCAGAAUAUCCCAACUUUCUCAUGGAUAUUUGUAGCUUACUGGAGGUUAUACUCAAAGCACAAGUAACAGACAACUGGCGUACUUUGACCGAAACGGAAAUUGUCUUCUACUCACUCACUCUGGUUGAUUUUCAAGAAUUGGACGUGUAUGUCAAAGUAAGAAUCCUAUCUCUUGUUGCAAGCAUUUUGGAUCUGUUAGAACCCACCGAUGAUCCAGCCAGAAAUGACGAGUUUGUGGAGAAAAUGUUCAUUACUUCAAAAGAUACUCUGCUGAAGAAUUUGUGCCACCCAAAAUGGGAAAUCAGAGACAGUGUCAUUGAAGUUAUAAAGAGUAUGGCUGUCCAAGGCCAGAAGAGGCUUCCAAAAUUUGUAGACUUUAUUGUGGAAUUGAAUGUACCUACAAUCGUCUGUGAUAUUGCCUUUAGUGAUGAUGAAGUUUACGCUCAAAAAUCAGCAUUGCAGUGCCUCCAGAAAAUGGUUCAAUCACAACGAAUUUGGAAUGAUUGUUUAUUGAGUUCAAAUUUAUUGGAAAAAAUAAUGGAUCUCCUAAAUGUUGACCACUUUGAUAAUGAAAGCACCGCCCUGGUUCGCAAAGAACAGAUAUCAUUGAUCACAGAAAUUUAUGAAAUUGGUGGAAUAAGUGAUUCCCAAAUGAACAACGUUCACAAACAGUUAGUUUAUUCUGCCAUUGAUGAUCUGUACUGGGAAGUAAAAGUGAGUGCUCUGCGAUUUUGGAAGGCAGUUAUGCAAACUGUUUGCGAAGAUAAUAAUUUAGUGGAUGGACUAUUUCCAUCGGAUUCAAAUACAGCUGGACAGAGUAAAUGCAAUCGUCCAGGAAAUUCCAAGUCGAAAUUGAUGUUGAAGAAUAUUUUGGACCGAUUAUAUGAAAUCGGCUGCCUCCAGGUAUUAUGGGAAACGCUAAAUGAUGCCUGUGACUUGGAAGUUUCCAGAGUGUCAGCGUCCAUUUUAACUAAUUUGGUCGAACUUCUGAAGCGUUACAACUACCUUGAGGAACCUUAUCAAGGAAAAUCAACUUAUGAUGGGCAAGGUUUAGUGGCUGCUACACAAAAUGGCAGCUGCAAUGAACAACAAAUUCUAGUUCAAGACACAGAACCCGGAUCUGAGACUAAAAUACAUGAUGAUGUCAUAAAUUACAUUGUUGAUAACAGAGACAGUAUUCUUCUAUCAAGACUAUCGCGGCAAGAUGGGGACUGCCCCGAUAAUAAUCCGAGAGAAACAGCAAAACGCUUUAAUGAGAGCCGAACAAAGUACCUCACAGUAGACGAAUUCUUGUCAAAAUUAUGCAUAAUGAAUCUCGAAGAGUUCAUACAAGGAAAGGAUGAUUGGAUGGAGUCUACUGAUGGUUUCAAUGCGCUUAUGGACACUAUACUAGGUGUCGAUUCUAACAGGGAUCAAUUAAUUAAUGCUAUUGAUUGUUAUUAAGUUGAAUGUAUUUGUAUCCUUAUUGAAUUGCUGUCAGAAGCAAUAAAGAAACCAAGGAGUUAUGCCUUGCUACCGGGCGUGCCUUAGAUCUGCGAGAUUUCAAUAUUGGUCAAGUGUGAACAUUACCUAAAAGGUUUAGAUCAAUUAGGUUUUAAAGGUAAAAAGAAAGGCUUGGGCUUUUAAAUGGCAGUAUGUUGAUCUUAUUUGGAAUGUUUUGAUAAUUAUUUCAGAUAAUAGACACAAAUAACGAAAAGUUGAAAUAAUCACACUUUUGAGAUAUAGCACAUAUAGCGCAGAAUGACAUUCUUGCUGCCCAUAAAAACUUGAGUUGCUUCGUCUAUUGUCAAGUUCAGUCGAGGACUAAAAUAAUAUUCUAUUGGGAGAUUCUCGUUAUAAAGUAAGCACCUGAUUAAUAUUGGUUUGUUAUCCUUUAUCAUUAGACAAAGAAGAUGGCUUUAUCAUUUCUAGUCCCGCACAAUUGCCAAAUUGUUUGUAGGCUAUUAAGAAAUACACCGUAAUGAACUAGGUACCAGAACAUUUAAACUCUAUUAUGAUUUUAUUAAAAUCACAGUCUGGUUUUAUACACUUACUUGCAACCAAGUCUUAUUAUUGUACGUGGAAGUCAAAUAGAUGAUGAAUAAAUUAACGCUCCUCAUUCAAUUGAUGCUGAAAGUUUACAGUGAAUCUAACUGUAGUCAUGAUUAUCAGACAACCGCCCAAGUCAACUGCUUUGAUUGAAAUUUCUAGUACAUAAUAAGAAUGAACAUCAUAAACAUUUCAAAUUCUUUAUUUAACAUUUUUUGAACAUAGAAAAUCAAUAUAAUUAACAAUGUGAACAUGUUGAUAAGAGUAAAAAUAAGUUAGUUGAUUCAGUAGUCAUUAAAAUUAAAAAUAAACUAAUUCUGAUUUAAUCUCAUUUCUCAACAAAAUCAUCUUUGGUUUAGUCUAUGUAAUAUAUUUUUUGUCUUGUUUUGAAGAGGUUUGUAAUAUUCUUUGAUGUAUGUUCUAGGAGAAUGAAUGGAAAUUACUGACAAAAAAAAGAUUUUCAAAAAAAACUUGAAAAUAGAUAUUAAUGUCAAUUAUAACUUUUUAAACAUUCUAAUACUUGUUUAUUCAUAGAGCUCUGUUUAAUAAUUCUGAACGCAACUAGCUAGCUGCUUGAAUAUUCAGUAUUUAUAAAUAAUGUAAGCAUUUCAUGAACACUCAUUGCAUCGUGAUGAUAAUAAAGUGAAAAUGCAUAAUAAUUAUUAUAUAUAUUAUAUUAAUGUGAUAAAAGAAAUCACGAAGAGAUUGCAAAUAAAAUUAGCAUUUCAAACUGAAAUAAGUUCCAACACCACACUUUUCUUGAAAAUAUAAAUUAUACAGGGUGUUUACGAACUCCCUACCAAUACUCUAGGGGUCUAGGGCAUUGUUCCUGGAUAAGAAACAUAUCUAAAAUAUCAUAUUUAAAUUGACUGGAAGUCUUCAGUUACUCACAUAGCGACCAUUUUGCUUUGUAACUUUUUUUUCUAAAUAAUGGUUAAACAUACGAAAUUGAAACUGUGCACAAUCAUUUAUAACAACUAAACAAAGCUACAAAAAAUUAUGAUAAUAUUUUAAACUCAUAAAACAAAAUGACGGCCAUUUAAAAUUUUGUUUCUUGAAUAAUUCAGAAACCGUUGGUUUUACAAAAAAAUACAAGUAUAACUUUUUUUAGUAAAUUUAAUCACCUAUUGAUUGGUACCUGAUGUUUUAAGAUUGGACCAAUAUUAACUGAGAUAUGGCAGCUCUAGUGAUAGGACACCCCUGGGUAUUACUUAAUUAUUGUUUGAAAAAUGAUCCAAAAUAGCUUAAAAAUGACAUGCAAAACAGACGGAGACUGUUGCAUUGUUGUGGCAGACUUUAGCCGCAUGCACUGCAACUAACGCCCAGUGGUGUCCUAUCACUAAAGCUGCCAUAUCUCAGUUAAUUUGGUCCAAUCUUAGAACAUCAGGUGCCAAUCAAUAGGUAAUUAAAUUUACUAAAAACUUAUUCUUGUAAUUUUUUUGUGUAAAUUUGGGUAUUAGUAAUUCUAUGAAAUUAAAUUUGAAGAAGCUCAGUGCUUAAAACUUUUGGAAUCACUUUAAAAGAGGUUGGCCAGUAUUUUUUUCAAAGGCACUUGAACUGUGUGUGACCUUAUCAAACCUACCUCUUGUACCCUAGAACAAGAGUUGUACUAGUUUUUAUGAGUUGUAUGUAUUUUACAGAGUCCUUAUGAAAAUUGAACUAAAACUGAUAUGAUUCCUAUUGCUAGGUAUUAUUCAAUAAAUCAACCAAUAAUACUAUAAAUGAUACCAUAUAAUGUAAUACUAUAUAUAAUAAUACCAAUAAUAAUAUAAAA
Molecule: messenger RNA, 5296 nt
Organism: Nilaparvata lugens (brown planthopper)
Lineage: Eukaryota; Metazoa; Arthropoda; Insecta; Hemiptera; Delphacidae
Exons: 12
Coding region: 106-2937 (943 amino acids)
Biological process (GO): positive regulation of protein phosphorylation; DNA damage response; cell population proliferation
Cellular component (GO): nucleus
Source: RefSeq, a predicted model, not a curated record